Messenger RNA from Branchiostoma belcheri (Belcher's lancelet), 2188 nucleotides. RefSeq names its product apoptosis-inducing factor 2-like. Gene Ontology annotation, biological process: apoptotic mitochondrial changes; positive regulation of apoptotic process. Gene Ontology annotation, cellular component: cytoplasm; mitochondrion. The record is from RefSeq and is a predicted model, not a curated record. Gene Ontology annotation, molecular function: flavin adenine dinucleotide binding; electron-transferring-flavoprotein dehydrogenase activity. The coding region runs from base 296 to 1420 and encodes 374 amino acids. Lineage: Eukaryota; Metazoa; Chordata; Leptocardii; Amphioxiformes; Branchiostomatidae. The transcript is spliced from 8 exons.
AGCACGAAAAGUGCAAGUCAUCGUGCGAGUGUACAUGUGUGGUCUGGCUCGUCACGAGUGAUACAAGAUACUCAGGACCUCAUCAUGACUGAGCAAAAAUUUAGUUCGCGUGUAUAAAGCGCAGCGCGGGAAGAAGUCUGGUUGAUUCAGAGCUAGGGAGAGCUUGAAGCCUGACCUUGAUUAGCAUAAUAGUACCCUGACACUCAAUACCUCAGGUAACGCUGAACGGUUACACUGUAGGUGCUCCAGGGGCAAGUCGCAUCUGAGUCAACUAGAAAUCGAAAAGUGAAACAACAUGGGAUCAGGUCCAUCCUUGCUGCAACGUGAGGACAUCCACGUUGUGAUUGUGGGAGGAGGCUAUGCUGGCAUUCAGCUUGCCAAAAACCUGCAGAAAAAGGCUAGGGUGACCCUGAUUGACCCCAAGGAAAUGCUUUACCACAAUAUUGGGGCUGUGAGGUCCUGUACUGAACCAGGCUUUGCUAAGAGGAUCCUGAUGCCGUACGCCCCAACUUUUGGCCAGAACUUCAAGCAAGGCACUGUUACUGCGAUCAACGCUGCGGAGAAGACAGUUGUCCUUGCCAGCGGUGAAACGGUCAAGUACAGCCACCUUGUGUUGGCGACGGGCUCCACAGGUCCCUUCCCUGGAAAAUCGCCGGACGAACUGACUUCAAUCGCAGAAGUCACGGAGAAAAGCGAAGCAGUUCUCAAGCUGGUGCAAGCAGCAAAGAAUAUUGUCAUCAUAGGAGGAGGGGCUGUAGGGACAGAGAUAGCAGGAGAGAUAGCUACUGACUACAAGGACAAAGAGGUGACAUUAAUCCAUCCUCAUGACAAACUGGUGAGUGGUGAAUCCAGCGAUGCCUUUCAGAAGAGAUUAAAGGAGAUCCUGCAGGAGUUGGGUGUCAAGCUGGUGUUGGGUGAAAGAGUAACAAACCUAGACGCACUGCCAACAGACAGAGUGGAGACAGCUACAGUAACCACAGACAAGGGGACAGAGAUAUCAGCUGACCUGGUCAUCCCAUGUACUGGACUGAAGGUCAACAGCAUGGCCUAUAAGGACAGUCUGGCCUCAAGUAUGGAAGACAAUGGCAGCCUAAAGGUCAACAACUUCUUUGAGGUGCAGGGGACAGAAGGGAUCUAUGCCAUCGGAGACUGCAGCAACAUCCCUGAGACUAAGAUGGCCUACAGAGCAUCCAUGCAUUCAGAUCUGCUGGCUAAAAACAUCCUGGCUCAGGAAACUGGAGGGACCAAGAAGGAGUACAAGCCAGACCCUUUCAUCAUGGUAGUGUCUGUUGGUCGUAAGGCUGCGAUAGGACAGAAGGGCACAUCUCUCCUGCCUGAAUUUGUGGUCAGGAUGAUGAAGGCCAGGGACAUGAUGACUGGCAAAUUCUGGAAGGAGAUGGGACAGAAACCCCCUCGUUAGAUCCCAAAAAUAGUUUCAUCCGGUUGGUAGAACUCAGGAUAUUGGGAUUCCUUCUUUUUCACAACUAGGAAUGUCUCUUACCUUGCUUACAUUUUAGUGUCUAUCAGAAGCUCUGAGGAAGGUGUCUGGUAGACAUGGAAAUGUAAGAAAGAGACAUUACUUUUUGUGAAAAAGGAAAUCCCCAAAUCUGAUCACCCCCUUGUCAGACGUUGCAUGAGCAAAAACUAUUCUUGCCUUCUUGUGGUAUUUAGUUAACUGUUGCAACUGACCAGUGUUCUUCUGUAUGAUAUGUCUAUUCCACAGAUGUUCUAGUUAAAUGUUUUGUGGUAUUUGGUAUUUCUAUGUUAUCAGGGUACACAUUAAUAUCUAAAUGUCAGGGUACAUAUCAUAUUUAAAUGUCUGAGGUACUAGUAAGCUUUAAUUGUUGAUAAAGUUGAGUUGGUUAGAAUACAGGUGUAACAGACAGACGGACACACACACACACACACACACACACACACGCACACACGCACACACACACACACACACACACACACACACACACACACACACACACACACAUUAUCAACACACACUGUGAUGAAAAGACCUGGAGAUGAUUGCUGUGUCAUGGACCCCUGCAGCAGUAUAAUCUAAUUAUUAUAUUGGAUACUGCUAUGUACUAAUACAUGCACACACGUGCACAAGGCAUGUAAAAUACAUGGAGGUUUGGAGAAAGUCUGAUAUGGAGAAAGUCUGAUAUAGAAUCCAUAACUGCAUCUACAUGUA